AUGCCGAAUGAGACGGGCGGUCGACGGAAUGGAGUCGUUCCGCGCAGCCGACGAAUCGCGCAGUUGGUCGACGCAGUCACGGCUCUUCGCGGAGUUUUGAGCUCAGGUGAGGUCGCCUAUCGAUGCCACGUUUGUGAUCAAAAUUUUAUACGGAAAUGAGAAUGUGGUUUCAGACAGGAUGGAGCUUUAAUUUCCGGGGUGAUUAACCGGGGACAUUUUGUGGUUUAGGCAAAACUUUUUGCGAGUCUUUUAAUAUCCAGGCUUGGUUGAGCUCGUCUACAGUAUACGUACUGCAAAGUUUUACCACGAAUCGAAAAAUUGAGCAGUAUCGCCUUAAAAAUGCAGGCUUGCAAGAUUUGGCCGCAAGAAAGCAGCGUGCAAAGUCCCAAAACCCGGGGAAUUUCAAGUUUUUCCCUGUGCCAAGCCCAAUCAUAAGACUACCGUAUUUUAAAGGCGCAUAACGCACUGACCUCGAUGCCAACGCAAAAUGAGCUCCGAACCCUGUGCUCUGCUCAUUUCCCCUCUCCCAUUUCCUCUUUUCUUCAUUUCGAACCCUUCUCCUUCGCCUCAUUCUCGUUGCAAGAAAGAAGAAAAGGGAAAUUGGAAAAAGAGGGGGGGGACAAGGAGAAUUGGCCAGCAGAAGACCCCAAAAAAACGGUCCAUUAAACCAGCCGUCCCAUCCGCGACAUUUUGCGACGCGCAUUCGUCGUCUUCGUGUUCCAUCCCCCCAGUCGACGCCUCUCUUUUUCACAUUUUUCAGUGAGCGGUGAAUCGAGAGAAACAUUUGCCCCCCCUUUCGAAGAGUCGUUUUUUUCCUACUCGGGCCUCCUCUGUUCGUGCGGAAAGAGCGCGAGAGAAGCGAGAGACGCCGACAAAAGGCACUCUCUUCUGAGGACUACUGCUGAUGGCGCCGCCGCCGCCGCCGCCGCCGGAGAAGGGGAAAAGGCGGGCUUGACCCCCCGAGUGAUGGGCGGCCAGAUGCAUGUCUUCUCCGUUUAACCGCCGGCGCGCGCCACUGCUUUCCUUUCACACAUGGUCUCAAUUGGCACAUUUUGCGUUCGGCUCGUUCUCCUCUCAAUUUUUCUGGGCUGCUGGCCGGUCUCGGCCAAAAUCAGAGCAAACUUUGACAAUUUUACAAGAAAAUUCAAAUGUAACCAAACAUUUUUUCGAAUUGAAGCGAAAAGUUUGCAUUUUGUGGCUUUCCCCGCAAAUUAGUGUCGACAAAUUCUGCUCGAAGAGCAACUUUUCUUGCUCAGUGCUCAGUGCCAUUCCAGAAGACACAGUUCACAUUCCUCUUCUCAUUUCCCUUCGUUUUCGCGUAUUUGACCUACGCGUCGGUCGUCGGCGCAGGUAGAAAUCGUUCAAUCUUCAUUUGUUCCCGUCCUCCUCCUCCUCCUCCUUACAUGCUUGUCUUCAUUCUCCCCUUUUUCCGACCGCAUCUUUGACCUAUCCCAUCUUAAUUCCUCGUUAUCAGUGACACGAUCGGAACAGAAACAUCAUCAUUCUGAAUAAACCGAUCCGGGAGGGCGUUUGAGCUCUCGGAGACGCAAAGCAACUCCAUCUCUUCAAUGUUUUUGUCAAUCGCUGAAUAACCCUUUUUAUCAAGAAUUAAAAAUGUUAAUCGAAAUUACCUCAAUGUUCCGAAUCGUUAACCUUAUCAUUCCCUCUAAAAUCAACUGAAAACAAAGUCCCGUCCAGAUAAGAAUCGCACCAAAAACGGCCGGGCCACCUACAUAAAUAGGCCUGGUUUCGGCUGAGAUUCACUCGUUUUUAUUCCUUUUGCGACGAACACACAGGCAGGCGAAAGGAUUAUAAAAGGACGACAGGGACACACACACACACAAAAAUGCAAUAAAAAGUUGGCGCCGUCGGUCGGGGAGGGGACGAUUCUGAGUGAAAAAGGCACAUGGACUCUAAACAGACAAUUUUUUAGAGUCAGUUGUAGGAAAAGAUGACAGAAAUGUGUCGCCACGAAUUGUUUCGUAAAAUUCUUUUAUCGAAAUCACCCGCGUUGCGUGCGCUGUGUGCCAAUUUUGGAAAAUUUUGAAAGAGUUCGGUCGCGUUUUUCCGUCGGAAAUGAAGAAAUGUGUGAGUUCUGCAAAGCAACAAAAUUCCGGUAGAAAACUUAUUGAAAAGUGAGCAUUGCUGUUCGUGGCGAGACCCGACGCCGGCUCGAACUAAAUUUCUCAAUUUUGGUGCUGCGCCUUUAAAACUUUACCACAAACCUUUUCCCAAAAAAAUCAGUUAGAAAAAUUCAUUCUUCACUCGUUUUGCCUUGAUUUUUCUAGAAAAAACACUUUUUACUCGAAAGUCGAAAGCUUCGCGAGCUUGUUGUGGUAUUGUAGAAUUUAAAUGCGCAGCCCCAAAUCAGGCAUAAGGCGAGUAAUCGCAAGAUUAUAACGACGAAACGGCCCCUUCCCAGUUUACCAAAAAAAUGACGGCAAAAAAAGACAGGGAGGUAUUGGGUGAGAGCGUCCGUUCUUCCAAAUAUUUGCGCCGUCGCCGGGAGAGCGCGCGGGGGGCCACCCCGCUUGCUCCUCGGAAAAGUGAGCACACAGACGCGGAGAAAGAGUGUCGGGAAGAGGGAGAGCGAGACGGAAACGGGGAAGCGCCGAACUGUGUUCCAUAUUUUAUCACACACACGCUCCCACUCCCACUCCCACCAGUUGGGGAGGAAGGCCGCCCGACUUUUUUGUGUUUACCACCGUUUUCUUGGCGACGCUUUUUGGGCGUAUGCCUGAAAAGAAGGUGUCGGGUUACUGUACUUGGUUUUCUGACCUUUUAUAUAUGUAUUCUAUACACUUUUGCGCCCACAUGAGACGCCGACGCGCACUCGCAACUUGUUCGUUUUCGUCCCGAAAAAAACGCUUGGGUGGUCUCGCCCGCCCUUCUUCUGUGUCUCCUCCCUCUCCGCCGACGCCGCGCCACUUUUGAUAUGUCGCCGGGCGAGUCCCUCUCUCUCUCUCUCUCUCUUUCUCUUUCUUUCUCUUCUUCCUUCUCUUCCAUCAUGUCUGUUCCAUUUUCAAACAUUUGCCCUCUAUGGAAAAAAAGAGAGAAGGAGAGAGAGAAGAAGACUGGUAGGCAGAAAGAAUUGAAUAGAGAACUUUUUGUGGUCUGGUCGGUUUCGUUUUUCCAUCGUUCGUGUAUGUAGGUUGUUCGCUAAGCAAUUUUAAUUUUCAAAAAGUUAAUAUCUUGAUCUUUGCGCAUAAUUCUUACAGCUUCGUAAUGUGCCUUUGAAACCGUACUCCUUUUGAAGGCGCAGCAUCAAACUUGCAAAGUUUUGUUUUUGUUCGUUGUGAGACCCAAGUGUAUUGGUGCCUUAAUGGCCUAUUUUUCGAAAAGCCUGCUCGAAACUCUUUUCCGCCAAUAGAUUUUGACUUUUCCCCGGCCGUCCGGGAGGCAAGGCCACCCAGCCAACUAAUCAUCGUCCGGUCUCCGAACUGCCACGCGACACAUUACACCUCGUACUCAAUUCCAAUUCACCCCCAACAAAUCCUCAUUUGGAGAUGAAACGCAGCCGAAGGGCAACCGAGGCAACACAUUUUCAAACGUCGAGGUGUUGUCGGGUGGCCCAUAAAUCGUUGAUUCUUCGGCCUUCUCCUCCUCUUCUUUCUGCGUCGGUCUGGUCUUUCUUGCAUCCACCCGGCCGCCCCCGGCACUAUAAAUCUCGGUCCGAAACGACGAAGAGGGACGAAACUUAUUCGCUUCUCCAAAUGUUUCUUUUUCCUCUUCUUCUUCUUCUUCUCCGCCACCACCAGAUUUCUUUUAUGUUUCUCUGUCCGGGCGGUCUUGAGAGGAAGAUCAACACAAAACGAAAACUUUCGUGCUCCACCCAAUUUCCUUCGAAACUUUGCCAAACAAUUUCAGCCGGUGGCUCCCGGCAUAUUUGAUGAAUGGCGGCAAUUCAAUUUCCCAUUUCAUUCAAAGUGAGGAUCGCCUCUUUUCGUCGACCAAAAAAUGUUCCAACUUUGACGUAUACGAGAGCAGACUUGUCGUGGGCCAAUUUCUUCGUUUCAAAUCGCACAGCAGCAUUCUUCAAGAUCCAUUCAUAUCUGCUCUCUUUCUCCACAAUUAAACUAAUUAGAUGUUGGGCGAGGGAGCCGACGCCUACCGUAUACCCCCCGCCUACCAACUUCCGUUUCCCUUCCCCUAUACACCCGUCUUCUCCUUGCAUGGCGCCAUCAGCCGAGGAGCCAAGAGCAGAUGUUUCUCCCCCCUUGCUCUCCGUCUCUCUUCUUCCCGCACUCUCUGCUCUCUGAGAGAAAGAGAGCGAGAGAGUGCAAAAACGCAGACAUUGUCGGAAGAAGAACACUUGGCCUUCUGAAGUCGGCGCCCGCCGGCGGGGAGCUCGCCGUGUCCCUCUUCUUCUUCUUCUUCUUCUUUUGCUUCCUUCUCGUCCUCGCCAGUUCCAUAUGUGUUUCUCGAGCUCCCUGCUUUUUUCUUUUGUGCCAGCUCGCACCGGAUCGGAUUAGACGCUGCCAAUGGAGGUCUUUGCCGGAUUUUUUGAUGGCAUUCUAGAGAUUAGGUAACAAGAAGAUUCAUAUUAAGCGGGCUUCUGCGGCCUAGAAAUUCGGCAAACUGGAGGCAGAGCCCGUAAACUUUCUGGCGUUGGGCUCUCUCUCUCUCGCCGGGUGCCGCCCGUGUUCUGUUACCAAUUGAAAUUCGACACUUUUUUGGCCUCCACCAUUGCGGAUAUCUGUCCUGAAUGCCACGUCACUCGCUGUUUGUCUUCUACCGUACUCCUUUUACUGCUUCUCCUCCUCCCGGGCCUCCCGAAACUUUCAUCAAAUCUUUUCGUUUCGUCAACUUUUCUGCUCAAAUGAAAUCUUGUGCUGUUGCUGGCCUGAGAAGGAAAGAAAUGGGCGAAUGUGUGUGUGUGUGUGCAUUUGUGCAUGCGUGUACGUGUGUGUGAGCCCAAGGAGCCCCCGUGAGCACAAGUAUGUGAGAGCGGCGGCGCCACGAGCGAAGGAGACGAGCGCCAGCUAAUUAGGCUAAAACUCUUCACGAAAGGAGGGGCAGGAGCAAGAGCCUGCCUUCUUCGAAAUCAAAGUUUGUCCGAGGUUCCCCCCGAAAAGGGGCGUGGCUUCUCGGGGCCACGGUGGUGUUUACUCAUGUUUCCAAUUAGACGCCGCGCCGACGGCUUCAACCUACGAACCCAAAAACUUUGGACCCUUUCUCGUAAGAUUCGGUAAAAAGUGACGUACCAAUCUUAAAGCCACAGAAAAACUGCAAGGUUACGGUAGGAUCUAAGGAUGGCAAAUCUUGAUCCCUUACUAUAAGACAGCUAGCUCAUUCGCGUUUCUAACCGAACCCAGCUAUCGAUUUCUGAAUCUAGCUAGACGAAUUUGCAAACAUAAUCUAGCUUAGAAAAAUGUUGAAUCUAAUAGAUUUGUCAAUCUAAUUAGAAGACAUUUCAGUCCAGUCGCAGUGAAUUAGCAAUCUAUCUAGGUCCGGUUAGAAACGAGAAUUACAUAGCUAGAUUAAUAACGAUCACCUGAGAGAACCAUUCUUAUGCCUGAUAUGGUACCCAUUCUCAAUGUUUGGUCCUAAAAACCGAAUCACUCAACUCAUCUCUCUGCCCGAAUCGCAACAAUUUCCUGACAGCACACACGUGUUCCCCAUCCACCCAUCUCUCCAACCAAUGUGCCCCGGGUUUCUCCCCUCCGCCGUUUCAUGUUGCUCUCUGCUCUGCGAGGACCGCGACGCUCUAGGCGAGGGCCCCCUUGCCCGGCCGGCCGCCCGCCCCUCGCUCCCCCCGGGGCGGCUCCGUGUCGUUCUCUUUUCCCGCCCGCUCUUGGCGCCCGCGUUGGCUCUUGGCUCUUCUCGGAGGACGAGCACACUGCAUGUGUACUGAGCCAGUGGCUCCGUUUUAUAGAAGAACGAGAGCGGGACGCCGUCUUUCUCCCUCAUUUUUAAAGAGUUUUUUUUUGGCGGCGGCGGCGCUUGACGUUGAGAUCCGCAUAGGAUUAGGGGGCUCGGGGAUCUAAUCCACCGUAAUCCUGAGCCCUCCUAGCCAGGUCACAGCUACAGUAACCCUUGAAGGACAAAGUUCAAUGCUCUGCUUCUCCAAUACUCCUACUAAAGUAUGUUUCGAAUGAAUUGCCUUCAUUACUCCUGCUCACAAUCCAAUCGUAAAGCCGCCUAUUCUAUCCAAUCACUUUUUUUUUUGCUGCCUUUCCUUCUCGUUCCGACGUUUCAUUUCUCCGCCGUAUAAAAGUGUUUAAUGAGAAAGUGGGCUCCCGAGAGCCGUGGAUACCUGGCUCUACCAGCCCCUUUUUUUCGGGGCGCCCGAAGCAGCUGUCACGCAUCAGCCGCUAGAAGAUAAAGUUCGCGGAAAAUGAUUCAGAAGUUGAGGAAGAAGAAGAAAAAGUGAUAGCGGCGGCGAAUUAGAUGGGACCGAUGAUAACGGGCUCGGGCGGCUCUUUCUGGAGAAACAAAUCCCAGAGUUUUCUAGGCCAUCACAUCUAGACCGUGCUUUCGAACUAUGUUUUUGAGGUUCCAGGCGUAUCCCGGCUGUUUUUAUGAUAACUCUGUAGGCCCGAUGCAAAACAAAGCGAUCAUUUUCGUCUCUCUUCGUAUCAUCGCAAUCCUGCUAAUUCGCUGCAUCGAAACGGCUCUCAUGACCUAACUUUCUCUCUUGGCCUCGAAAAUCGGCACGGCUUAAAAUUUUAAAAAAUUUUUUAAACAAACGAUCGGUUUUCCAGAUUUUUACUCGGAAAAUUGCAUUUUUUUCAUUAAAAUUACACAAAGUUGAAACGAUUUUGAAUUUUUCGUACAGAAACCCGGCGGAACUUCCUUUUUCCCCGUUUUUUCCGAUCAAAAACCGAUUCGCUACUGUUCGUUCUCUUCUCUUUCUCUUCUCACCACAAAAAAGGAACGAAAUUGUCUCGUCGACACUCGCAAAAUUAGCAUACUCUUCUUCUCAUUCCUCUUGUCUAUUUUUCACAGUUAGUCGCCGGUCGUCUCCCCUUCCGAAUAGUGCAACUCCAUAAAAAACGGGAAGACGGCGGGCAGAAAGAACGGGAUUUCGUGGCGAGGCCCAGACCCGGCGGCAGUCUUUCUCGCUUUCAGAAGAAUCCGCGUUUUUUUCCGCUGCGCCCGGGGAACCCAUAAAAUGUGUGUGUGUGUGUGUGCGCCGCCGUCGCCGUCGGUUUAUGGGGGGCGGUAUUUCAAGGAGGCGGCCGAGAGAGUGCACGGAAUGAGGAGGGCGCGAGACGGCGAGAGGAGAAGCAGUCCGGGGGCUCAAUGUUGCAAGAACGGAGAAAGAGAUUAGAGGGUGAAAAAGAGAAGAAGAAGAAGAAGAGAAGGCAAAAAAAAAGAACGCACUCGUUUUUCCCUCUUCUUCUUCUUUUUGUGCUCGCAAAAGCUCUCCGGGAUUCUUUUUCGGGGGUUUUUUCAUCAGCUGCAAUUUUUCCGUUUUCCAUGCCAGUUUAGCCUACAAAUUGAUUCGCCGCCUUAUCAUCUGACCAUUUUUGACGUUUACAAUCCAUUCGAGUCGGUUUUGUGCCCUUACUUUCCUCGCUUUUCCCUUCUUCUCGUCUCGACUUGCCUUUUGACCGUUGCAGUGAACUUUUAAUUUAAAGGCGUAGCACUUGCGAAAUCAAGGGUCGACUCGCCGACCUGGCGCGGCUCCGACAGCCUGGGCUUGUUUUCAGAAAUUUUGCGAAAAAGUGUUCGAUUGAGAUAUUCCGAUGCUUCAAUUUUUACACAAUCAUGGAAAGUGCUCGAAGCGGCAAGACCCCCUACUAUUGUAUGAAUAGGUUCGCCCGCAGUGUUGGCAUUGUUGCGACCGCCCGGAAUGUGAUCGCAUUUGGUAUUCAGAUGAGAUGGCUUGGGCCCGGUGGGUCUCUCAGACACCCAAGGAGGUCGUCUCCUCGACACAAGUCCUUUUCCUGCCUUUUUCUCGCUUUUAUAAUCUCUUUUGUGCUCAGCUCGAAUCAAUUUCAUCCGAUCCUUAGUCCCUCGAUUCCCCAUCGUCUUCUUACCAUGAAAAUGAUGGUGAUGACAUAAGAGAAAGGGGGUUUCGUUUCGGGGUAAAGUGGCAGAAAAAGUGGACCGAUGUGGGAUGGAUGAUAAGCGGGCGCGGGGCAGUUUUACACACUCUCCGAACCGUUUUUUGUCGUCCCGUCGUGUCUGUUCUUCGGAAGCGACGACGACGACGACGGCAUCACGCAGAAUUCGUGACGGAUACUGUAAAGAAAACGCAAAAAAGAGACGUCGCGCGAAGGAUUGUUGGGCACUACCUCCGGGCCAGGUUUCGAUCCACAAUGGGUGGCUUUGGUCAGUCGUAGUUUAGGACAGUCUCUGACAAUAUUCUUGCGUCAUGUCUCCAUUCCAUUCCAUUCCUGAUAAGACCCUCUUUCUCUUUCGCUCUCGGCGCCCGACAUUGAUUUGAUUAGAGCACCCAAAAUUUCGAUCAAGUAAAUCGAUCGAACUUGUACAGUACAUAAUCGGAACCCCCAAUGCGUACUUGCGUUCGAAACUGAAACACACCAAAUCCGCUUAUGUUCUGACUGUUCCGAAAAAUGUUGCAUCGGCGUCGUCGUCGGCGCGGGGACGAUGUCAAAGUUGCGUAAAUAAAGGUGAUAAGGCCGCCAACGAACAAAAAGUUUCGCUUAUCGCGAGCACAGGGAGCAGUCGGGGAGCGACGGAGCGGAUCGGAUACUGUCGACUUUUGCGCUCCGCCCCGUGAAAAUUGGGACCGGAAGCCUCGCUCAUUCUUCGCCUAACCUUAUCAUCUUUUUUUUUCUAUUUCACUGCCAUUCCAAUCCUUUCUUCUUCUUCUUCCUCUUCUUCUCCUUCUUCUCGUCACUUUCACUCGUUCCAAAUACUUUCGCCCGCGCCGUAGAUUACUGUAGUUUUGGCCUGGUGGUUAAUAACGAAACAAAAUUUGAAGGGUUGAAACAAUGCGAGAGAGUGAGAGAGAGCGAGACUUUAUCAGUUUAUCAGUGCGUGACGGUCUGCGUCUCCGCGUCUACCGUACUCUUUCUCUUUUUCUCUUUCGGCACCGAGACAGAGGAGGAGUUCUUUAGGGGUAUCAGUUUUUGUGGGCAUAAAUGACUCGAGACUCCCUUUUUUCUUCUUUUCUCAUUUCUCUACUUCCUAAACUUGGGCCCAUAUGAACGUUUUUUCAGAGAAUGUGCCGGCAGGCUCGCCAAACCGACUUCUGAACUCGCAGCUACAAGUCGCACAGCACAGCCCAAACAACGACAGUAACCCAACAAACCACUGCAAUCUCGACGUGUCGCCCGAAUCGUUGAACAACAAUAACCGAAAGCCAAACGGCGGCAUGAUGGCCCCAAGCACCGAGGACCCGAAAGCGGCGGACGUGCAGUGCAACGAGGGAAUGAACGGAUGGAAGAAGGCCGAGCUGGAGGGAGACAGGACUCUGGUACGUGACGGUUACUGUAACAGCACCCUCUAUUGUUGAUUACCUGCUGCGUAGGCCAUGAUCAUCGAACACGGCUCCCCCGCGCCGAAUGCCACGUACCGCGGGGCGAAGAAGAACUGAUAACGGGCGUCGGGGACGAAAAAAGAUUAAAUUUGAGGUUUAUUCGCCCAUUUCCAAAGUCGGCGAAUCGUGCUCCGUGUCUUGUUGUUUACCCCCUUUUCAACUAAUUCUUGCGUGCCGGUCAGAAGUCGGAUGACUCCUCGGUUGGCUGAAAAUUUAUAGCAAAAAGUACGCAUGCACUCUUUUUCUCUUCCGGCUCCUAGUACCGCCGAGCACCGAGAGCGCCGGUGGCUGGUGGGAAAUAAUCCGAAACUUUGUACUUCUUCUUCUUCUUUUUCUUCUGACUCUUUCGGUUUCAUAUAAAACGCAUAGGAGCCAACCCCGAAGCGGUUUUUAAGCUCUAAGCUUUUGACGCAGUUUCCCACAGUUGACGUUUCCAGGCCAAACGAAUGGAGUCGCACAGCGGAGAAAGCGUCGAGGAGGCGAUGGAUGUGAGCGCCAACAGAGAAGCCCCUCGCAGUCCUCGAAGUAUCUUUGAACCCAUUUCCCAACAAUUCCUUCAUUUCCUAUUCCAGACUGUCCCUCGGCCAGCUCGGAAGGAUCGUCCAACGGGUCCGGCAACGAAAGAUACCGCGCGGGACCGAACACCGGUCCCAACACGAUCCACUUCUUCAGCCGGUCCCUUCCGCCGAACCAUCUGCGCCCGAGCAACCCGAUCGAAACCGACGCACCACAAUCGCCAGGUACGUAUUAUGGGUGCAUUUCAAAAAAAUAAAUGCGCUCUGUUGCAAUUGUGAUCUCUAGAAUUCAAAUAAAAAACAAACAAAUUAGGUCCCGGAGAUCACAAAAAGAGGAACAGAGCAGAUCGCAUUCACAUUUCCAAAAUAUGAUCGGAAAGCUCACGAGAUCAGAGUGGAAAAGUAAUCGUAGUGUGCGGUUCUGACUUGCGGCCAUCGGGGAAAAAAGUGCAUGCAUCCUUUUUCGGAAAGAGUCCGCCAUUGCUAGGUGACAACUCUCAGUAAGCGAUCAGAUCGCUCAUUCGUUGUACUAUUCUUGUUCGGUUUUUUAUCAAAAAGUUUUCGAAAACUCCCCGGUGAGUUUUAUGUGUCUAGCUGGCUCGGAUUUCGGCCGAGCAAAAGAGCAGUUCUGUUGUUCCCCUUUCGCGAAAGAGUGACUGAUGAUUCGUCUUCCUGUGAUCCCUCCCUAUCAUCUUUUGCAUUUUUCUGCUUUUUGUCACCGCCCGGAGCGUCCGCGUACUUUUCGUGUGCCUGACGAUUGAAAGAACCCUCCCCCUCUGAGUACUCCGAUUGGCUUGGCAACCGAGUACUGUAGGUGUAAGAUAACGGGGAAGUAUCGCAACUUUUAACUUGGCGACGACGAAACGAGACAAGAGAUAAGCGAGGCGGAGACGAGUGGAAUGGCAACUUUUUUCUCCUCCUCGGCAAUUUAGGAUCGUCUCUUCUGUUGGCGCGGGGAGGGAGAAGAAGCGAAAAAGCUGGGAGGUUGGUGUGUAAUUUGUAAUUCGAAGACUUCCUUCGGAUGCUCUGAAGAUGACGUGGCUUCGCCUCCUAAUUAGAACCCUCAGUGCUUCUCUCAAGUUGGCCAAAUCAAGUGCUCGUGUGUGACGCACGCCUCCUCGAGAACCUUGGUCUUCUGGAACUCUUCGAUAGCCAUCUUUUUCAUUUUUAUUUUCCUGGAAACCAGUUCGUGCUACCGUAAUCGCGGGACCGAUGUGAUAACGAUCGAGAUGAUUUUCGCGCGCCCCCUUACGGAACCCUUUUUCGAACCAAAUUAGAGGAGAGGGGGGCGAGAGAAAGUGAAAGGGCGAUGUCUCUUUUCUCUUUCUUUCUUCUCUGCCCUCCUUUUUUCUUGGGCUGCUGGCCAUCCUUGAUACCCCCUCCAGUUUUUGUUAUCACGGGGGUAUACGGUACUUGCCAUGGGGUUCAGUAAUCAUCGCCGCCAUCAAACCGUGA
Caenorhabditis sp. 36 PRJEB53466 is the source of this 11424-nucleotide messenger RNA. The record is from the annotation of a GenBank genome assembly. Lineage: Eukaryota; Metazoa; Nematoda; Chromadorea; Rhabditida; Rhabditidae.